Messenger RNA from Aphanomyces invadans, 646 nucleotides. RefSeq lists its product as hypothetical. Lineage: Eukaryota; Oomycota; Saprolegniomycetes; Saprolegniales; Verrucalvaceae. The transcript has a single exon. The record is from RefSeq and is a predicted model, not a curated record. The coding region runs from base 65 to 475 and encodes 136 amino acids.
UCGGCUUAUUUUAUUACAUGGCGCCCGCGUUGGGUUAUUUUCCCAUUUUCUCACCCAGACCCGCAUGAAACGCAGCGCCGCGACUGCCAUGAAGCGAUCGUAUAGCUGCAUGGACUUGGCCGCACUGGAAGCGACCGACACUGCCAUGAUGUCGGCGGUGUGUGCGAAACGGCGCCUCACAAUUCCUCCGCGAUAUCGCAGCUUGUCGUCGUGCCCGACGACCCGAGACACGACUCGAAAGCAAUGGCUCCAUGCGUACGAUUGCAUGACGUUGAGCUUACCGAUUGUCGAGACCGCAGCGAUUGAAGAUGUCCUGUGCUCGUCCAGCAUCUCGUCCGUCUUGCCCUUUGUCCCGUCGACACCAACAAAGGACCAGCCCGAUUCCAUGCAGCUUGAGCUCCUCGAGUUGUUCACACACGCAUGGAUUGAGAAAGACCACCCUGUCCAAGAAGACGUCACAAGCCGUACGCUGUGAUGCCUGUCCCGCGAAUGCAUUAUUUAACCACAAGGCACACCUCAACUACCCACAAGCCCACUCACAGGGCAUCGGCAGUACGUCGAGUUCGGUUUGACGACCGCUUCUCGCGCGAGGUGCUAUUGUAUCGACGGUCAUCUUCCUAUUUAACACGACCAAUGAUUGCACCCA